Molecule: messenger RNA, 2742 nt
Organism: Lithohypha guttulata
Lineage: Eukaryota; Fungi; Ascomycota; Eurotiomycetes; Chaetothyriales; Trichomeriaceae
Exons: 4
Coding region: 1-2742 (913 amino acids)
Biological process (GO): positive regulation of transcription from RNA polymerase II promoter by galactose
Cellular component (GO): nucleus
Molecular function (GO): RNA polymerase II cis-regulatory region sequence-specific DNA binding; DNA-binding transcription factor activity, RNA polymerase II-specific; zinc ion binding
Source: RefSeq, a predicted model, not a curated record
AUGAACAUCCCCCUGGAUCUGAACGCCACCAAAGGGGAGCACCAAGCCCAGAAGCCUAAGGCCACGAAGCGGCACGGUGCUUGUAUCCCAUGCAAGCGCUCCAAGACAAAGUGUGAUGGAGGAAUGCCCUGCGGCGCUUGUCGGACGGAGAAGAAGGCCAAAACGUGUGAAUACAAUCAGAAAGCUCAGAAUCUGGCUGCCGCUCGUGCAGCAAACCAGACCAAAAAGAGAAGACGAGAUGGCGAAAGCGUUUCCUCAGACGUCUCAGCAGAGCAAGAAGAUCGAGACCCGCGACACAACGGCCGAACAGAGCUAUUAUCGAGCAUAACGGCUGUCGCGACGGAAUCAACAGAUACGAUAUUCCAGAAGAUGUCACUUUGUGGCACCGUUGAGGAGUUUGCUAGGGUCAAGCAAAUGAAGAACAGGGCUAGAACAGACGUGGAGUUUUUGUUGACUGGUUGGAGGGAAUUGCAGAGUCUUGUCAUGGAGAAUGACAUGAACAACGUCACAUCGAGCGUUUCUGGGCCAUCUGCUCUGCGUGUAAAUGUACAGUCGAGGCAGGAGGGCCAAUCCAAUGUCGAUGUGUGGAAGGCAAGUCUGGACGAGCUACUACAGCUUGUGAAUAGUGGCCAUCUACGUGCAGCCUGGGAGGCGUUGCCGUCAUUGCUUGCCAAAAUUCAGGGUUGGGAGAUGUAUGCACAGAACACUCUCCUUCGAGGUUUCCGUCCCGAUGCACAUCUCUCCGAACAAAUCAACCUCCUGUGUCUUGAGUUGGUUGACUUGGACAGUACCUUGGGCUUCUUUCUUGGUAGCCAGCCACGACCAUCGACUUGGGACAAAUCGACAUUCCUAUCUCGGAAGAUUGAAUUCUGCAAAUCACAAGGUAAUCUUGUAGCCCUCAAGAUUGAAGUGCUCACGACCAUGCAGAGGAUUUUGGAGGUCGACACCACAGAUGAGGCUGGCGUGUGGGAGUUUCUGCGCUUUGCCCACCUCUUCAGGCAAGGCGAACCUGUAACCCCUGUCGAGAGGGUUGCAACAUACAAGAAUGGCAGCGAAACAGCAGAUAGGGAAGCACUUAAGUUGAGGUCAAAUCUGAUCCUCAUGGUUAUGAACUGCAGGAUUGCUAGUGCUGCUGCCUUCUACUCGGCACAAGGACGUCUAGUCCCGCCUGCAGGCAGUGGAGCAUCAGACAUUAUACACGACAUGGGCCUUCAGACACAAUCAAAGAGGAGCAGUUAUACCAAACUGGUGAACAAGCAUGCCAAGCUUGCGUUGCAAGCAUUUGAUCGACUCUGUGACAUUGACGCGGAACAGAGUGCUCGAUCUUGGUUUCGGCUCCAUGGCGCUUUGAUUGCUGUCACGACCCUUGGCAUUGGUCAUCUAAGCGACAAGAACAUUAAAAGUAAAGCAGGUGAUAGCUACAAGAAAGCCAAAGAUGCUACAGACAACAUGGAAGAUGUCAGGGCAAUGCUCUCGCGACUGCGACAACGUUUUCUUGACUUGAGGGUACUCAAUCCUUCUAGUCCAAUAUUUGACAAGGCCAUUGCAAUCCUUGACGCGUGCGAGCCAAGCAGAGGUUCGCUUGUCAGUGCUAACAACAGGAAGACUAUGGUGUUGAAGCGGUCUGAGAGCAACUCAACAUCAGCAGAUAGCACUGUGCACGCGGAGCCGCCGAUGUCGUCUAGCAACCAUAUGCCACACAGCAGACGGAGGCAGAGUACAGGAAGUGUCACAGACUCUUCGUCAUCGACACCGAAGCCCGUGAAAAGAAGACGAGUUGGAGACACUAGUGAUGGCGUGGCGUUAAGUGUUGCUCCUACCACUGCAGGAAGCAGGGGCUCACGAGGCCCGGGUGUUUUUGUCUUAAGCACGAUGCCCGAAGUACAUCACACUGAGGCUCAUCCAGGGUUCGAAGACCUCACACCUUACAUAUCUAGCACGAACACCAGCUUUACUGAAACCACCUCUCAGUAUCCGGCGCUGGAGCAGAACUUUGAAACCCAUCACAACCCACUUGUACACGGUUUGAUGCCAUUUCACGACAUACGUCCACCUCUGAUUCCGCCCGAGAGCUACUACAUCGCACACGGUUACAACGAGGGCCUAUAUGCAGAUACCAGUGAACCGGGACACAUGAUCCCUCAUCACUUUGAUGCUACAUACUUCAACAGUGUCAACCAGCAAGUAAGCGAUCAGCCUCGGACAGCUGUGUAUGCUCAAAAUCCAUUCUCACCUCCGCUACCGCACUCAUCUAGAGACCCGCAAUUGAACAAUACUCCUCGUGCAAUGGUAUCACCAAGGCAAGACGACACAUAUGCGAACACGAUUCUACGGCCUCCUGUGAUAAGUCCACAGCAAGAAAUGGCAUCAAACUCAGACAUGAGACCUACGUACAUACCGCUAUCUGUGACAGGAAGGAGCCAAACACUUGGACCGAACAUGGUGAUCUCGCCUGGUGCUCAAUCUCAUCACGAAGCAUUAUCGGCGGAUGCUACGCCGUAUUUUCCUGUAGUCCCAGCACCAGGUCUCCUAAGGCGAGCGUCCGAGCCAUGGCUACCGCAACGAUCCGACUCCUCCACACAUGGUUAUCCUGUUCAUCCAUUCGGCCAUCUUGAUUAUGAUCAAGGCAAUGGGCAUUACCCACUUCCACACCAGUUCGAUCCCAACCUUGUUCCAGGUUCCAUGCCACAACCUCUGCCAAAUCAUCAGUACCCCUACCAGGGUGUCACAUCUUCUCUAUAA